GGCGCAGAAGAUGCGAUCAAAUCCGACACAAGUCCUCAUGACGCGGCGGCACAGACAGCUGGAAAAGAGCUCAGCAGUUUCCUGAUAAAAAUGGCAGUGGAGAAGCGUCUGGCAUUCUCUAUUGUGCAGUUCCUACGAGAUCAAACACAUCAGGGUGCUUUGAAUUCUGAUGAGCAGGAGAGCCUCGAAGUUGCCAUACAGUGUUUGGAGACAACCUUUAAGAUCGGCUCCAGUGACUCCCACCUCGCUGUGCCACAGCCCCUGACAGAAAUAUUCCUCAACUCCCUGCUUAAGAAUGACAAUAUUACCAUACCAGAGACCUCCCCAUCUCCAGAAGACAUUGAAAGAGCGGAGCAACUUAAAAAUGAAGGGAACAACCACAUGAAAGAAGAGAACUACAGAUGUGCAGUGGAGUGCUACACAAAGGCCAUUGACCUGGACCUUAGAAACGCUGUGUACUACUGCAACAGGGCGGCGGCUCACAGUAAACUGGGAAACUACACAGAGGCAACUGGUGACUGCGAGAGAGCCAUUGGGAUUGAUCCUACCUACAGCAAAGCGUACGGGAGGAUGGGUCUGGCUCUGACAGCCAUGAACAAGUAUCCAGAGGCAAUCUCCUUCUUCAAGAAAGCUUUGGUAUUAGAUCCAGAUAAUGAUACCUAUAAAUCCAACCUGAAGAUAGCGGAGCAGAAGCAGAAAGAAGCAAGCAGCCCAAUAGCUGCUGGAUUGGGUUUCGACAUGGCUAGUUUAAUCAACAACCCUGCCUUCAUCAGCAUGGCUGCAAGCGUGAUGCAGAACCAACAAGUGCAACAGCUUAUGUCAGGAAUGAUGUCGAAUGCAGUCGGGGGUCCUGCAGCAGGAGUCGGGGGACUGUCGGACAUCUCCAGUUUGAUUGAAGCGGGUCAACAGUUUGCGCAGCAGAUCCAGCAGCAGAACCCCGAGCUGAUCGAGCAGCUGAGGAACCACAUCCGGAGCCGCUCAUUCAGCGGCAGCGCGGAGGAGCACUCCUGAUCUGAUAAGUCUCACAUUUUUUUCUCCAAGGAAGGGCAACCAUAUGGCGCGAUUACAAUCUCUCACCCAUUUCUUGAAAUCAAAUCCCCGGCACAGCUGGAACGAAGAGACAAGGAUCGGGUUGAAGGCACUUUACUGUGAAUAAAAACUCUGAGGCGGAGAGAGGUGAAGACCUAGAGACUGGA
Molecule: messenger RNA, 1196 nt
Organism: Notothenia coriiceps (black rockcod)
Lineage: Eukaryota; Metazoa; Chordata; Actinopteri; Perciformes; Nototheniidae
Gene: sgtb
Product: small glutamine rich tetratricopeptide repeat co-chaperone beta
Exons: 12
Coding region: 91-1011 (306 amino acids)
Biological process (GO): post-translational protein targeting to endoplasmic reticulum membrane
Cellular component (GO): membrane; TRC complex
Molecular function (GO): molecular adaptor activity; protein binding
Source: RefSeq, a predicted model, not a curated record